This is a messenger RNA of Pisolithus orientalis, 2634 nucleotides long. RefSeq lists its product as uncharacterized. Gene Ontology annotation, biological process: DNA-templated transcription. Lineage: Eukaryota; Fungi; Basidiomycota; Agaricomycetes; Boletales; Pisolithaceae. Gene Ontology annotation, molecular function: DNA binding; zinc ion binding. The transcript is spliced from 12 exons. The coding region runs from base 1 to 2634 and encodes 877 amino acids. The record is from RefSeq and is a predicted model, not a curated record.
AUGUCUCGAAUGAGUGAUCGCAUCCGACAUCUUGAGGAUGCACUUGCAAUCUUGCAAUCGAGCGUCUCGCCUGGCGAGCAACAUCCUCUGCUAAGCAGGGAUCUACUUUCGGUCAAGUCUAGCAUCGAACUCUAUGCCGCUGCGGAGGAGGACACUACCGCCAGUGGGAAUUCAAACGUGGACGAACUGUCUAGCAAUAUCGAAGCGUUUGGUACGUUGGCAUUGAGGGACGACGGUGCCGCGACAUUUUAUGGUCCCUCUGCUGGUGCGGAGAGCUUACUGAUAGGAGAAACCGCCGGUGUUUCACUGCCAUCAGUUGCAGGAGACACUGAUUCAUCGUGUGACUUGCCCAAGAAAGUGAAGCGCCUUUCAGCGUUGUUUCCAUUCCCCCCGCCCGCAUUCCAAGGCGCCAUUGAUCUCGACUACCUAAUACACAACUGGCUUCCUCCUUGGAAACGUGCUCAGCAACUAAGUGAACUGUAUUUGUCCCAAGCACCGUGGUUCUUCGGCCCGGUGACCAGGCGACAGUUAAUGGAAGAGUGUCUUCCAUCAUGGUACAGUGAAGCUAGAGAUCUUAUCCCUUCGGGUCCAGUGACGUCCACAUUGGAAUCCAGCACUGAACAUUUCAGCAAAGGCCCACACGACCUAGCUUUACUCUUCGUUGUAUUUUGUCUUGGGGCGCAGAUGGAUGAUGCACUGCCUUCCGCACCCGAUAAUGAGGAAGCACGUAUAUAUGUCGAGCUAACGAGGGCGGCGCUGAACCUUGAGCCAGGAGUUUUCGGCGGUGACAAUAAUGUUGAGGGCAUGUGGAAUAUACUCGGGCUUGCAACGAGGUUGGCGCAAAGUAUUGGCCUCCGUUCAGAUCGUGAUUGUGUUCGCUGGCAUCUACCGUCCUCAGAAAUCCAGAAAAGACGGUCUUUAUUCUGGGAGCUCUAUAUCACUGACUGUUGGCAGGCACUUGCAACGGGACGCGUUGCAACAUUUCACCUGCCAUAUGUUGACUGUGAACUACCGAAUGAUCCAGAUGCAAGUAUUAACGACGAUGGCUCCGUGGUUCCUAGUUUUCCAGCCUGGAGAGCGAAAUUUGCACGUGAUUGUGUGUCUGCUGUAAUUAAGCACAUGCAAGCUGCAAAAGUCCCGAAGUACUCUGAUAUCACUGAGCUUGAUCGGAAGAUUCGAGAUAUGAAUUUACCGAUCUAUGCACAGUGUCCUCCUAAGGCGGGGGCAGGACUGGAGGAGACAAUGAAAUACUACAUGCCUUCUAAUUACCGGAACAUGACUCUGCUGUAUAUUCAUCGAUGUUUCUUUGCCGAGGCUGUCUCCAGCAACCCUGCGAAUCCAAUGAAAAGCCCAUAUGCACCUUCGUUCUUAGCGGGCUAUCGAAGUUCCUGGGAAUUUCUUGCGAGCCUACGCAAUCAAUUUGACCUCCACCCAGUCCAAAUCGCACGUUUGUGGUGUAUAUGGUCGCACGCAUUUUCGUCUGCUGUUGUACUAUCCUCUGUGGUGACGCACACUACAAGUAGAGGUACACGGUCGAAGGUUACCAGUGCCGCCCUGGCAGGAUUUCGCAGGGCUGUUGACCUCUUCAAAGAUGCCUCCACAUAUGGUAGUCGUGCGGGCAAAUUUCUGCCUAUCCUUCAGCGACUCUUGCAAAAGGCGGAGAACGCCCAUAAGACUUCUACUCCAGUAGUGGACCAUAACAAGGAUAUUUUUACUCUAUCGGCCCACGACGGACCCAAAGACGAGCUGACUAUCUUCAGUGGUCAGACCCGCAAGGUAUCAAUAAAGGCACCGGUGAGGUCCACACUGGGAUCCGGCAGCGGUCGCUCUGUCACUGCUGCCAUAGAAGACCCCACCCGGCCUGAGGCGGCUGGCACCUCAGACAUGGAAGUUACAAACUUCCCGAACUUACAUCCUAUGCUGCGUGAACAGUGGUUGGAUUUUGAUGGACAUCUCAACUCUGAGAUAUCUGACGCUCGAUGGGAUGAUGGUUGUUCCGAACAAGAUAGUGAGGCUCCUCUUGAGGGCGGAUCACUGACUACGGAGAACCAAUGGCAACCCGCCCAUUCCUCAUUUCCUGGGGUUGCACGACAUCCUCCGUUUCCGCCGACAUCUUCCAUUGGGUACUCUACGACAUGGCACGGAAGGAGUCACAGGGAUCGUCAGUCGAUGGAACAGGUUACCGAACAACGUGCGCAGCUUCAUUUCUCCUCACCUGUACCGUCGAUUGGGCCGCACCAGUUCCAACCAGAUGCGAGCCAGUUCUCUCACUCUCAGUCGGAAUUCCCGCUGCCAUGUCGUAACCACAUGUCUCACCCUCCACCUCCGGACCCACAUCAAGUCGAACACUACGGAAAUGACAUAAGUAGCUACUCGGAUUCAACAUUCCCGCAUAACAAUCGGUCACACUAUUUUCAUUCAGACUCUGUCGUCGACCGUCAGCCAUACUCCUUGCAACAAAGUGGGGUUGGGUCGCAGCAUCGCAACUCUGUACAUUCCUCUUCUAAUCACAUUCCAGCGACCCAACCCGUUGCAUUUCAUCCCGCGACCGACUAUGUACCUGAACAUCACCUGCAGGAGACCUGGCAGUCGUUCGGCAUUUAUGUUGGGUCCCCAAGACCCUUCCCAAUGUAG